Molecule: messenger RNA, 2360 nt
Organism: Hyposmocoma kahamanoa
Lineage: Eukaryota; Metazoa; Arthropoda; Insecta; Lepidoptera; Cosmopterigidae
Gene: Pc
Product: chromobox protein homolog 7
Exons: 2
Coding region: 257-1105 (282 amino acids)
Source: RefSeq, a predicted model, not a curated record
CGCGGGGCAGGGAACCUCCCCCUCUUCUUCAGUUUUGACUGUGACGUUCAACGGGGAGAUUGUGCCGCUCUACAUCGCGAAGGGAUCGUUCGCGCGGCAACUUUGAACACCGACAGUGCUUAAAAAGUGUAUUGUGACAGAGAAUGUGAAUUGGAUCGCAGUGCUCUACAAUUUGGAUGCAGUGAAAGGAUUACACUUGCUGGAUUGCAGUGUUUUUAUUUUGGAUUUUUCAAUUUCACCACCUUCCAAACUGGGGAUGCAUAAGAUGGAGCUCGGCGACAGCGUGUACGCCGCCGAGCGUAUCAUGAAGAAGAGGAUUAGAAAGAACAAAGUGGAGUACUACGUCAAAUGGAAAGGGUGGAAGCCGAAGCACAACACGUGGGAGCCGGAGGAAAACAUACUCGACCCUCGACUGAUCCAGAGCUUCGAGCGUGGCGAAGACCUGCGGCGGCAAGGGCGCAAGCGCGAACGGGAGCACUCGCCCGUGGAGCGCGCGCGCAGCGGCUCCGAAGAGCGCCACCACGGCAAGCGCAAGGCCGAGGUGCUGUCGCGCGAAUCCGGCAAGAUUGGCGUCACCAUCACUAUGAGCCCGCCGUCGAAGCGACACGACUGCAAACUGAACGGCAGUAGAACGCCGCAGGCCGCUGUGCCACCAUCGCUGCCCGCAGCGGCACCGCCGGGCGGCGGUGCACCUGCGCCUGCUUCACCCGCUGCAGAGGCCGCUGCACCGCGAACAGGACCUAGACGAGCUCCAAACUCUCCGGAAGAGGCUGACGCACACACGCCACCUGAACGCGAACGACGUACCGAAACUCAGCCCACGGCCACGGCCCCCGCGGAGCCGAAAGGCGCGCAGCCGCCACCACCGGCGCCGCAGCCAGAAGAUGAAGACUCGUGGGGCGAAGCACCCUUAGCAGUGCCACCUCCGCCCCCACCUCGGCCAGUGCGCCGAGGCGCCUCCUUCUGGAUAUCACGAUCGCCAGUGGCAGACCAAAUCUUCAUUACCGACGUCACUGUGAACCUACAAACGGUGACCAUUCGCGAGUGCCGCACCGAAAAGGGGUUCUUCAGGUCUCGUGACUCCCGGCCCUUAGACGUCACGUAAAUAAUCGUGCCAAAAAACAUUUAGUGACAGACUUGUAUAUACUUUAGGUAGCUAGUAUUUAUUAUUUAAUUUCUGUACGUUAUUACUGGGAGUGCAUUACUACUUCUAGGCCUAAACAAGCGAAGAUAUCUAGUGAAGUACCUUCCUAGUGGAUUUUAUUGAAAGUUUUGGAGUUUAUUCAUUAGAUUGGGAUUUUUGUAUUUCGUCAUAAGUGAUUAUGACAAAAUAAUGAACAUUUACUGCAAUUGCCAGGUACCUGCUUAACCACAGACUCACAUUUUUUUAAGCAACCGACCUUCUGCACUGCUCACCGUUGCGUUCUGUUUGACAAAGACCAACUAUACCUACGGUAAAAAAUACAGCUGCUGGCUCAGGUUUUGUGUAAUUCUGGUGGUGAGUAAGUAAGUACCUGGUGUUGAAUAUUUAAGGGAUCAACAUAAUAUUUUUGUCGUUAUUGAGUAAUUCGCAAUAAUCUACUGAUGUUUAUAUAUGAUUAAUAAGCAGUUCCGUACUUAAGUAAUUACCUACAUUUAAUUAAUUAUUAUACCAACAAUUGUACAAACUACCUUUAAAUAAAUCCUAAGCAAGGAAAGUCCGACCCUCUUCCAUUGAAAUAGUAGUUUGAACUUUUAUAACAUUAGAAUCUCUUAGAUACAAUCAAUUUUUCACAUGAAUUGUGUUAAUGAUACUAUGUUCCGUUUUUAAUUUUGUUUUUCAUUGUUGUUGUUAUUUAUGUCGACUUAAUUUUAGUGUUCAGUGAUCGUGAUGUAUGAUUUUAUUAUAGUUUUAAGUUAUUUAUCUUCGCCUAAAAUAAUAAUAUAGCUCUAAACUGCGCGUCUUAGACGAAGUCUAUCCAAUUAAGAUAUUAUUAAGUACUAAGAGUAAGGAGUAUAUGGCGGAAGUAGCCAGCGAAAUUAGGUUGCAUUUUAUUGCAAAAUUUGCUUUCUAGGGAUAUUUUCCAUAAUAUCUUCGCCAGAGCUUUGCUAAGAUUGUUGUAUUAUCAUCAUAGACGAAUAAUUCCAGAGGUCUUAUAAUCGCGAUACAAGACAACGUAGUCGGGUACUAGUACAUAUUGGUACGCCAGAUGUCGCGACGAGUACCAAAUAGCUAUUUUUGUAACUAAUUUGUUUUACAUUGACAAGCUGCAAUUUAUCAAAGCUACUCUAAUUUCCAGUGUUAACAAACAAAUGAACUUGAUGGCGCUUAUUGCGUAGAUGUAUAUGGAUUGUGCCGGCUGUUGUUUUUUGUUUAGGAC